Messenger RNA from Arabidopsis thaliana (thale cress), 4844 nucleotides. Its product is annotated as RAD3-like DNA-binding helicase protein. The coding region runs from base 57 to 2555 and encodes 832 amino acids. Gene Ontology annotation, cellular component: nucleus. The transcript has 19 exons. Gene Ontology annotation, molecular function: helicase activity; DNA binding; DNA helicase activity. NCBI's taxonomy places the organism in Eukaryota, Viridiplantae, Streptophyta, Magnoliopsida, Brassicales, Brassicaceae. The record is from RefSeq and is marked reviewed. Gene Ontology annotation, biological process: regulation of DNA-templated transcription.
AAUACAGACCAUCAGGUAUCAGGUAAUGGGCCUUGUUAAUAAAGUAGUGGGUUAUAAUGGGCUUUACGGUUGUUUCAAGAAGUGGAAGCCCUACAAGGCGGGAAAAUCAGAAGAGGCGCGUCUGCUUCCGUCUUCUUCUUCGUCUUCUCCGGAGAGGUUUUGUGGUGUUAUCGGCGGAAUCCGACCCGAAAAUGCCAAAUUACAGCAUCAGAGGAAUCAAUGUUGAAUUCCCAUUCGAGGCGUACCAGUCUCAGAUCAUAUACAUGGACAGAGUCAUCGAGUCUCUUCAAAACAAAUGUCAUGCGCUUUUGGAGAGUCCUACGGGAACUGGGAAAACUCUUUGUCUUCUCUGUGCCACCUUAGCCUGGCGAAAGAGUCUGGGCUCUUUCUCAACCCGUAAGGAUCGGAAGAACAGUGCCAUUCCUUGGUCCGAUUCAGACGAGCCUCUGUCACAAUCCGGAGGAGGAGGAGGAGGAGCUUUUCCCACCAUAGUUUAUGCGUCCCGGACUCAUAGUCAGCUCCGCCAAGUGAUCAAAGAAUUAAAAAGAAGUAGCUACAGGCCUAAGAUGGUGGUGCUUGGAUCACGGGAGCAGUUAUGCGUUAAUGAGGAAGUCAACUCCCUCCGUGGCAAAGCACUCACUAAUGCCUGUCAGUACCUUUGCAAAAAGCGCGGUAAACGCCAAUGCAACCAUUUCAAUCGCCUUCCAGAUUAUUUGAAGCAUAACCCUCAUAUUGGCGACGAACCUGUUGACAUUGAGGAUUUGGUCAAUAUUGGAAAAGAUUCUGGACCAUGCCCUUAUUAUAUCACAAGAGAGCUUCACAAGGACGUGGACAUCAUAUUUGCACCUUACAACUACUUGAUCAGCAAUGGGUAUAGAAAGUUUUUGAAAGUCAACUGGACUAAUAGUGUCCUUAUUUUUGAUGAAGCGCACAAUCUGGAAAGUUUAUGCGCAGACUCUGCUUCAUUUGACCUUCCUUCUGUUCUUUUAUCGGCUUGCAUUUCUGAAGCGCAAGAAUGUGUACAACUUGCGGCAGCAAGAAGGGAUUCAUUAAAUGACGUUUCCAUAAACCCUGAGAAUUUUGCUAUACUUAAAGGACUGCUUCUUAAGCUGCAGGAACUGAUUUCUAAAGUGCCAAUUCCCAAAAGGGACGAGGGAUUUACCAAGCCUGGGCCUUACAUAUAUGAAAUGCUUAAAAGCCUUAACAUCACUCACGAAACUGCUCCUAAACUCAUUGGUACAGUUGAGGAGGCUGCAGUGUUCCUGGAGGAGGAAAAACAACGAACAGCGACCAACGCUGGAAGCAAACUAGAAAUCAUUGCUGACAUGCUUAAGCUGAUCUUUAGAGAAAAUGGAAGUAACCAUGCAGAUGUUUAUCGUGUUCAUGUACAGGAGCUGGAGCAAAAUUCUACUGAUGUGAUGAAAGGCAAGGUAUCAAGAACGCUUAGCUGGUGGUGCUUCAGUCCUGGGAUUACCAUGCUGGACAUAGCACAAAAAGGUGUUGGGUCUAUCAUUUUAACAUCAGGGACCUUGUCUCCCAUGGAUUCAUUGGCUCAAGAACUAAAACUGGACUUUCCCAUUCGGUUGGAGAAUCCCCAUGUUAUAUCCUCAAAUCAGCUAUGGGCUGGAGUUGUAAGUACUGGUCCAUCAGGGUACGUUCUUAAUUCUAGCUACCGCAAUCGUGAUGUCCCAGAGUACAAACAAGAACUUGGGAAUGCCAUAGUUAACUUUUCUCGAGUCGUGCCUGAAGGACUGCUGAUAUUUUUCCCUUCCUAUUACCUUAUGGACUCUUGCAUUACAUUUUGGAAAAAUGGGUGUUACAGAAACUCAAUGACAGUAUGGGAAAGAAUUUGCAAGCUCAAGAAACCUGUCAUUGAACCCAAGGAUUCCUCCCUCUUUCCUGCAGCAAUGCGGGACUUUUCAGAAAAAUUGCAAGACAGAGCAACUUCGGGUGUGGUGUUUUUUGCCGUUUGUCGCGGUAAGGUCAGCGAAGGACUGGAUUUUGCUGACGGUGCUGGCAGAGCUGUCGUCAUUACUGGGUUACCUUAUGCCAGGGUGACAGAUCCUAGGGUUAAAUUGAAACGAGAGUUUCUGGAUGAACAAUCACAACUUGCAGAUGUUAAGCUUCCAAGAUCAACCCUACUAUCUGGAAGCAUGUGGUACAGUCAAGAAGCCGCACGGGCUGUGAAUCAAGCAAUUGGACGUGUAAUCCGCCAUCGUCAUGAUUAUGGAGCUAUCAUCUUUUGUGAUGACAGAUUUGAACAACCAUCCCAGCAAUCCAAGAUAUCACUUUGGAUACGACCUAACGUCAAGUGCUACUCUAGAUAUGGAGAGGUUAUUUCUGACCUUGCUCGAUUUUUCCGGACUGAAAGAUCAAAUUUUCCUGCAAGGCUUGUAACAGAACAAGAGAACAAUAUAGGUAAUGCAUCUUGCAGCCAAAAGAUAACUUUAAUUGGACGUUACCAUAUCUUAGUCUGCCUGCCCUAUUAUCUCCCAUCCUGUUUUUUUCCUUGUGAUAAUCUAUGGGUUGCGUUUGGGUGUCGGGGAAUGAUAUAAUUGCUUAUCUUGUAUCCACAAGAUUUUUGCUUAAUAGGUUGGAACAAAACCAAAAAAAGAGUAAAUGAAUAGUAGUAAGCAUAUAUGCAAUAGUUUUUCAUAGCAAAAUGCUCGUAUUCUUCAAGCCCUAUUUUCAAUUAUAUGUUGGACAUCCACUGGUAAGCCAAAUCUUUUUUCGAUACAGUUUCAACAUUGUUACCAGUGGAAUCAAUCGAGGAUAAUCCUACACCAGCCUUUGGUCAGUGAUUCAUUUUUUCCUUUAUUCUCAGGUCUGAGGAAAGAUGUUUUCCCUUUAGUACAUGGUUAGAAUAUGGAUCUAACUUCAACUCUCUAUGUUGUGAUUUUGCUUUGGUUAUUGAUCAUUUGCAGGUAAUAGUAAUUUGAAAAACGUUGGGGUUGCACAAAAUGAGUUGAGUAGACUGGAAGCGUUUCCUCCUGCAAAUCGGGCUUCACCCUUGGAGCGUGACGGAAAUAAUGUUAAACGGAAUGGUUUGACCAUUCUUAAACAUACAGGCAAGAUACCUCGCAUUGUAAAGGGAGAUGUUAUGCAGGGUUGUUCUUCACGGAAGGCUAAGUUGGUGGAACUAAGUGAUGAUGAGGAGACUCCGGUAGAGAGGAGAUGUGAAGUAGUGGAUCUAGAAAGCGACAACUGUGAGACGCAGACCUGUGUAACUGAAGUGCUUGCAUCAAGCACAUGUUUGAACACAAUGGGACUAAAAAAAAAGCGAAAGGUUCCAGAGAGUCAGGGAAGUGCAUCGUCGUCAGUGUUGACAGCGAAAGGGAAUGGAGGUGGUGAUAAAAAGGAAGCAAGUGCAUCUGCGUUUUUGAGUCAAGUCAAAGAGAAACUCAACACAGAAGAAUAUAAGAAGUUCAUUGGAUACAUGCAAGCAUUGAAGAAGAAGGAGAUUAAGUUAGCAAACGUGAUGCAGUCCAUUGUGCAACUGUUCUGUGGAAGUGAGAGGGAUCAUCUUCUAAUGGGAUUCAAAGACUUUGUGCCAGUAAAGUAUCGUCCUGCCUACGAGGAAUGCAUUAAAACGAGAAAAAGACAAUCGAUCAUCUUUGGUAACUCAAAUUAACAUUGUUACUCGCUCUUCAUUCUUUUUGUAAGUAACAACAAGUCAACAACAGCCUUAAGGCUGCUGAGAAGAAAGGAAGGAAAGUAAAACUUUUUUGUGACAAAAAGAAAACGAAAUUGCAUGAGAGUUAGUUGUCACUCAUGAUCAUCCUCUUCCUAAGCCUGUCCCUGGCGGCACGAGUACUGAGCGACCUCACAUGACCUUUCCUGGUGAUUCUCUUCUCCUUCUCACGAAGAGCAAUGAUGAGAUCGACGAAAGCGCUUAGUAUGAACUUGUGUGACUUCUUGUCGUUGAGAUCCAGAUAGCAGAAGAGUAGCUCUUCCAUCAAGUCCCAAUCCACUUCGCUUUCCCGCAUCCCUAACUUGGACUCCAUCAUCUCCACCAUGGACUGCCUGAAAUCCUCUUGCGGCUCAUCCGUGUAUCUUAACACCGCGAUGCAGUUCUCCGGCAGCACCAAGGUGGAUCUCGAUUGCCUCUCCGACGAUGUUGACGUUGUUUCCAUGCUAGGCCUGCCCUCCGAAGAUCCAGGCGGAGGAGAUAGCCUCUCUGUUCUCAGCAAAUCCGGGGGCUGUUUCGGGGAGUCGUAGACGGCAUGUCCCCAUGUCCUCUCGAAUCUGUGACGAUAGUCGUCGUCAUCAUCAUCAUCAUCACUGUCGUCUGAUGAUGACUCCCUUUUCUCCUUGUUUUUGGUCACCCGGGCUUGAUGCUGAUCAUCCUCCUGGUCGUCUCUGAUGCAGAGGGAUUUGAAGUUUUCCUCAAGAAAACGAUCAAUGUCGGACAAGGUGGCGGCGUGAGCAGAGUCCUGGUGGUAAACGGGUUCUUCUUUGCUGAAUCUGGUCUUGCUGCUGCGUCGUCUGUGCUUGAAGGAGAAGGAGAGCUUCUUGGGAUGCUUACCAAGCACCCAAUUCUUUGAGGAUGAGAAUGAAUGUGAGGAAGACAGUUGCAGCUUCCCUGUCUCUUUUUUGAUCUUUGACAGGUAACCAUGCAGCGAUUUCUGCAAUGGGUUUGGCAUGUCCUCUCAGACUUUUGCUCUCCAAACAACUCUACUGCAUGAAAACAAACUCAGAAUUCUUUAAUUUUAAACCAAUUCUUGGAGAUUUGAUGCUAUUAAGAGGGAACAGGGGUUCAUUGGUCAAAUCUGAAACUGUUCAACGCUACGUUGUUGGUAAUCUCAUUAAUUAAUAGGCAAGUUUUUUUCUUAGAUUUGUUUCUG